Drosophila biarmipes is the source of this 690-nucleotide messenger RNA. It is a transcript of the gene rtv, whose product is annotated as protein quiver. The record is from RefSeq and is a predicted model, not a curated record. The transcript is spliced from 2 exons. Gene Ontology annotation, biological process: sleep; positive regulation of voltage-gated potassium channel activity; regulation of synaptic transmission, cholinergic. NCBI's taxonomy places the organism in Eukaryota, Metazoa, Arthropoda, Insecta, Diptera, Drosophilidae. Bases 117 to 581 code for a protein of 154 amino acids.
CACACUAUAUCACGGUAUUUUAUUCACGGUCUGCCUUGAUCUCAACAUUUAUAUAUUUUACUACUAGGUGUUUUGUAUAUAAUAAAUAUAGGGGAGAGGAAUUCAAAGUGGGGACAAUGCAAGCGAGCAGCCUUUUCGUGGCUGUGAUUUUCCUCAUAGGUUUGGUCCAAAUCGAUGGCCUCCUGCGCCGCUGCUACCAGUGCCGAUCCCGCGGCGAGCUGGGCAGCUGCAAGGACCCGUUCACCUUCAACGCGACGGACGUGGAGCAGGAGCCCGGCGUGGCGGCCAUUCCCUGCGCCAGCGGCUGGUGCGGCAAGGUGAUCGAGGGCGGCGGCACCUACGCCAUCGACGACUACGACCUGGCCAUCCAGCGGAUGUGCGUGCAGCGCGGCCCGGACGACAACAUGGACCGCUGCGCGGACACCAUCUACAACUACAAGAAGGUGUACAUGUGCUUCUGCCAGGGCGACCUGUGCAACGGCUCGCGGAGCUGGUCCUCGGCGCCUCCGCUGCUCCUGCUCCUCCUCCUGGCCCUGGCCCUGCCCCUGCCCCUGCCCCUGCGCCAGUGGCUCCGCGCCUAGACUGUCUCCGUGCAAAUAGCCUGCAAUGUAUAUACAUUUUUAAUACUCAUCAACACGAAAUGCAAUACCUACAAUUAUGAAAUACAAACCUUUUUUGUUAAUAUUUAAA